Molecule: messenger RNA, 1037 nt
Organism: Paramecium primaurelia
Lineage: Eukaryota; Ciliophora; Oligohymenophorea; Peniculida; Parameciidae
Source: the annotation of a GenBank genome assembly
AUGGAUUAAUUUUAAGAAUGUAAUUAAAAAAAAUUAAUAUAGCAAUAAUAUCAAGGACUCUAUUUUCAGUUGUGAAAGCAUGGAAAAUUUAGAAUAGAUUAAAUAUCUUAAUUGGUACGGAUAAUAUGGGUAAAAUAAUUAGAAAAUUGGUUAUUGGAUGGCAAGUUGGAAGGGAGAAGUUCUUAUUAAUGUUGGGGGAUACUACUCUGAAGAUGGUUUAAAAUAAGGGCUAUGGAAAUAAUUAAUUAAUAAUUAUUGGAGGCAAGUUUUAUUUUUUGAGAAUAAUAAAUAGUUAGGCUAAAAUCUAUGAAAUUGGAGUAUACCAUAAUGGUACAAAAAGAGGAAAUUGGAAGUUAAUUUAUGGUUUUUAAGAAAUGUAUCAAAAAUUUAAUUAUAUAUUAAAGUGGUGGUGGAUCAUAUAACAAAUAAGGUUAAAAGAAUGGAAAAUGGAUUGAGCAAAGUGAUGGAUUUUGGAAGUACCUUAUUUAUAAUUUAAUUAUCUUCAUAAUAAGAAAAAGCUAAGUUACUUAUUCUGGCGAAUAUAAUAAUGGCAAAAAGGUUGGCUUAUGGGAAAUCUUUUGUAAUUAGGAGGGUAAAAAUAAGUAAUUACAAUUGAUGUAAGAGUUAUCAACUAAAAGAUAAAUUUACAAAUAGUGGUUGCGGAUAGUAUGCAGAAAAAUAAGGAUAUAAUGAUUUUGGUGGCUCAAUUAAAAUAGGAAAAUGGAUUGAAAUAAGUGAUGAUCUUUGGGAGUAUUUAAUUAAUUAAUGAUAAGCAAAAGUAAUGUCUUUUACAAUGGUAUAUAUAAAAAUGGUUAAAAAAUUGGUAGAUGGGAUAUUUAUGCUAAAUAAAGUGGAGUAUGCAAUGAUUUUGAAUUGAUGUAUCAAAAAAUUGAUAAUAUGUACUUUAAACUAGUGGUGGUGGAUCAUAUCAAGAAGUUGAUUCUGGAAAUUCAAUUAAGAUUGGGAAGUGGAUUGAUUUAGAUGAUGGUUUUUGGGAGUAUUUAACUUAUUUAUUUUUAGUGAGUGUUAUGUGACUU